GUCUGGAGCAGACUCGCGGCUGCAACCGUUCCCGGACGGGCAGUCGGGCGCUCGGCUGCCGCGUCUAGGGCUGAGCGCCGCGACGCGGCUGCUUGACCCGAAAUCCUCCCGGAUCUUAAGGCGUAUGGAACCUCAAGGUCUUUGAGAUAAUGGAAACCAAAAAAUUGAUUGGUAAACCACUUCAACCAGCAAGACCUGUUCGUCAUCUGACUUCUCCCCCUGGAACAGUAUUCCAUUUCAACUUCCAAAACGAAUAUCCAUGCAACACCCAGUACUUACAAAGUGGAGUUAGCAGAUGUAAGACGAAUGGAAUGCAAGCCUUUUCUCAAGGUCUUAAUGAACAACAUCAGUCUCCAGUUAAAAAAGAGAGAAUCAAAUACAGCAGAGAUUUCCUGUUGAAGCUCUCAAGUGUUUCCAUCUGCAGAAAAAAACCAGACUUUCUGCCUGAUCAUCCCAUUGUACUUCAAAAACCAGAAAACAACCAAAGCUUUAAGUAGCAUUUUAAGAACAUAUGUAUUUGAAGAUAAAGAAUUAUUAACUUUAUAUUUUGGACACCUGCAAAUGAAGUAGAUCUAGUAACAAUAACU
This is a messenger RNA of Balaenoptera ricei (Rice's whale), 587 nucleotides long. RefSeq names its product chromosome 17 C8orf88 homolog (gene C17H8orf88). The coding region runs from base 150 to 497 and encodes 115 amino acids. Gene Ontology annotation, cellular component: cytoplasm. Lineage: Eukaryota; Metazoa; Chordata; Mammalia; Artiodactyla; Balaenopteridae. Gene Ontology annotation, molecular function: eukaryotic initiation factor 4E binding. The transcript has 6 exons. Gene Ontology annotation, biological process: negative regulation of translational initiation. The record is from RefSeq and is a predicted model, not a curated record.